AUGGCGGGGGGACGGCGGGGUCUGGUGGCCCCUCAGAACACCUUCCUGGAGAACAUCGUUCGCCGCUCCAACGGGAUGGGGGAUGCGGCAGGGGGGCAGCUCGGGAUCGCCGGGUCCGCGCGUCGGAUCUGCGUUUGCGCACCGGUUAAUUUGCGCCCUAACCUGAGCCAGGUGCAGGCCAGUUGGCCAACCGGCCGACCGGACACGGGGCAAAGCGGCAACGUCCACCGGUUUGGGCUCAGGCCAUCCGUCCGUCCGUCCGUCCGGAGACCGGAAACUUCAGGGGGAACAAGGCACCCGGGUCCAGCUGCUGACACAAACUUUGUGCUGGGGAAUGCCCAGAUCGUGGACUGGCCCAUCGUCUACAGCAACGACGGCUUCUGUAAGCUGGCCGGUUACCAUCGAGCUGAGGUCAUGCAAAAGAGCAGCACCUGCAGCUUCAUGUACGGAGAGCUGACGGACAAGGAGACGAGCGAGAAGGUGCGACAAACCUUCGAGAACUACGAGAUGAACUCUUUUGAGAUUCUGAUGUACAAGAAAAACAGGAUGCCGGUUUGGUUUUUUGUGAAGAUUGCUCCAAUCAGGAACGAACAGGACAAAGUUGUCCUGUUUCUCUGCACUUUCAGCGACAUCACGGCCUUCAAACAACCAAUAGAGGAUGACUCAUCAAGAGGGUGGGGCAAGUUUGCCCGACUGACUCGCGCGUUGACCAGCAGCCGUGGAGUUCUUCAGCAGCUGGCGCCAGCUGUUCACAAAGGAGAAAACGUUCACAAGCAUUCACGGCUGGCCGAAGUUCUCCAGUUGGGCUCAGACAUCUUACCUCAGUAUAAGCAGGAAACUCCAAAGACGCCGCCGCACAUCAUCCUGCACUACUGCCUCUUCAAGACCACCUGGGACUGGGUCAUCCUCAUCCUCACCUUCUACACGGCCAUCAUGGUGCCCUACAACGUCUCCUUCAAGACCAAGCAAAACAACGUGACCUGGCUGGUGGUGGACAGCAUCGUGGACGUCAUCUUCCUCGUGGACAUUGUCCUCAACUUCCACACCACCUUCGUGGGGCCGGCCGGGGAGGUCAUCUCCGACCCGAAGCUCAUCCGCAUGAACUACGUCAAGACCUGGUUCGUCAUCGACCUGCUGUCCUGCCUGCCCUACGAUGUCAUCAACGCCUUCGAGAACGUCGACGAGCUGCUCCGUCUCAGCUUUGUGAAACCGGAGAAGUCAGCAUUGUGUGGCGCAGUGGUCGCGGGCAUCAGCAGCCUCUUCAGCUCCCUCAAAGUGGUCCGCCUGCUGCGUUUGGGUCGGGUCGCCCGAAAACUGGACCACUACAUCGAGUACGGGGCCGCCGUGCUGGUCCUGCUGGUGUGCGUGUUCGGCCUGGCGGCCCACUGGCUGGCCUGCAUCUGGUACAGCAUCGGAGACUACGAGGUGAUCGACGAGGACACCAACAGCGUGAGGCUGGACAGCUGGCUGUACCUGCUGGGGGAGACGGUGGGGACCCCCUACAGGUUCAACGCCUCGGGCACGGGCCGCUGGGAGGGGGGGCCCAGCAAAGACUCGGUCUACAUCACCUCGCUGUACUUCACCAUGACCAGCCUGACCAGCAUCGGCUUCGGAAACAUCGCCCCGAACACGGACGGAGAGAAGAUCUUCGCCGUGGCCAUGAUGAUGAUCGGAUCGCUGCUGUACGCCACCAUCUUCGGUAACGUCACCACCAUCUUCCAGCAGAUGUACGCCAACACCAACCGCUACCACGAGAUGCUCAACAGCGUGCGGGACUUCCUCAAACUCUACCAGGUCCCCAAGGGCCUGAGCGAGCGCGUGAUGGACUACAUCGUGUCGGCCUGGUCUAUGACCAGAGGCAUCGACACCGACAAGGUGCUGCAGAUCUGUCCCAAGGACAUGCGGGCGGACAUCUGCGUCCACCUCAACAGGAAGGUCUUCAAGGAGCACCCGGCCUUCCGGCUGGCCAGCGACGGCUGCCUACGGGCCCUGGCCAUGGAGUUCCAGACCAUCCACAGCGCGCCGGGGGACCUGAUCUACCACGCCGGGGAGAGCGUGGACAGCCUCUGCUUCGUGGUGUCCGGGUCACUCGAGGUCAUCCAGGACGACGAGGUGGUGGCCAUUUUAGAAGACGAUAGCUUCCGCUUACUCUGGAUCAAAGACCUCGGCUCUGAAACGGUCUCUCACCUGCCGUGA
This is a messenger RNA of Menidia menidia (Atlantic silverside), 2196 nucleotides long. The record is from the annotation of a GenBank genome assembly. Lineage: Eukaryota; Metazoa; Chordata; Actinopteri; Atheriniformes; Atherinopsidae.